GCCGCUACCCCUAUCCUUCGUCGCGACGCCAUCACAGUCCAAAACGAUGUAAACCAAAGAAUUGUCCCGGGCAUCACGACUCUUACAAAUGACGUUAAUGCUUUCCCCUCUAGUGGUUUAGCCGGAUCUGUGGCUAUCCACACCGAUUUUCAGAAUCUUAUUUCUUCAGUGAAUCAUGCAACUACCGAUACCAACAGCGCCGGCUCUUUGGAUGAUGAAUCUGGAGCCGCUAUUCUUAAUAGCCUUCAAGCGGUACCCCCAAGCCUUUCGAACCUAUUAGGUGCCCUUGGAACUGAAGUGAGUGCUUGGUCAGCCGUUCCAGGUGGAGCAAGUCUGAUUCUUGGCGAUCUCCAAUCUCUCAACACGGCCUCCGACAAUUUCGCCGACGCCUUGACAACGAACGGACCCGCUUCUAUAAGUGACCAGGUUGCCGCAAUCAAGACUUUUAUUGAUAAUUCCUUUACCUAUACAGAGGCUGCCUUCUCC
Molecule: messenger RNA, 486 nt
Organism: Aspergillus costaricaensis CBS 115574
Lineage: Eukaryota; Fungi; Ascomycota; Eurotiomycetes; Eurotiales; Aspergillaceae
Product: cell wall mannoprotein 1 family protein
Exons: 1
Cellular component (GO): extracellular region
Source: RefSeq, a predicted model, not a curated record